Sphaeramia orbicularis (orbiculate cardinalfish) is the source of this 1437-nucleotide messenger RNA. RefSeq names its product nuclear factor 7, ovary-like. Bases 1 to 1437 code for a protein of 478 amino acids. Lineage: Eukaryota; Metazoa; Chordata; Actinopteri; Kurtiformes; Apogonidae. Gene Ontology annotation, molecular function: protein binding; zinc ion binding. The record is from RefSeq and is a predicted model, not a curated record. The transcript has a single exon.
AUGGCUUCCAGAGCAGAGGAAGAUUACUGCUGUCCAGUUUGUGAGGACAUCUUUAAAGAUCCUGUUGUUCUGUCCUGCAGCCACAGCUUCUGUAAAGUCUGUUUGCAGAACUGGUGGAAAGAGAAACCAAAAAGGGAGUGUCCAGUUUGUAAGAGAAGAGCUUCAAGGGAACCACCUAUAAGCAUGGCCUUAAAGAAACUCUGUGAAUCAUUUUUACAACAGAGAAAUCAAAGAGAUCAGAGAAAUAAGACAGAUCCGACAGAUUCAGAGUCUGUCUGCAGUCUGCACUCAGAGAAACUCAAACUCUUCUGUCUGGAUCAUCAGCAGCCAGUUUGUGUCAUCUGUCAAACCUCAAAAAUACACAAUGACCACAGAUUCAGACCCAUCGAUGAAGCUGCUCAGGAUCUCAGAGAGGAGCUCCAGAACUCCUUAAAACCCUUAAAGAACAAGUUAAAGUCUUUAAAGAAAGUCAAAGGAGAGUUUAAUGGAACAGCAGAACACAUUGAGGUCCAGGCCCGACACACAGAGAGGCAGAUUAAGGAGCAGUUUAAGAAGCUCCACCAGUUUCUCCAAGAGGAAGAGGAGUCCAGGAUCAGAGCUCUGAGGGAGGAAGAGGAGCAGAAGAGUCAGAGGAUGAAGGAGAAGAUGGAGGCUGUGAGAAGAGAGAUAGCAGCUCUGUCACAAACAAUCCGAGCCACAGAGGACGAGCUGAGAGCUGAACACGUCUCAUUCCUGCACAAAUACAAGGCUGCAGUGGAAAGAGUGCAGCAGCGCCUCCUGCUGGAGGAUCCACAGCUGGGCUCAGGAGCUCUGAUAGACCAGGCCAAACAUCUGGGCAACCUGAGCUUCAACAUCUGGAACAACAUGAAGGACAUGGUCUCCUACACUCCUCUGGUUCUGGACCCAAACUCUGCAGGUCCAAACCUCAAAGUGUCUGAAGAUCUGACCGAGGUGAAACAAAAAGAAGAACAGAAGCUUCCACAUAAUCCAGAGAGGUUUAGAAAUUGCUGGGUCCUGGGCUCUGAGAGCUUUACCUCAGGGACUCACAGCUGGGAGGUUGAAGUUAUGGACAGUAAAGAGUGGUCACUGGGUGUAGGAACAAAGUCUGUCCAGGAAGGGAGUCUGUCUCAGGUGUGGGGGAUCCGGUUCUGCAAAGGUAAAUAUUUAAUCUGGACUUCAGCAAGUGGAGUCACUGAUCUUUCAGUUCAGAUAGACUCUAAGAGGAUCAGAGUGAGUCUGGACUUUAACGGAGGAACAUUGUCCUUCUCUGAUCCUGAUACAAACACACACAUUUACACCUUCACACAUACUUUCACUGGAAAAAUACUGUUUCCAUAUCUUAUAACGGUGGAUGAACCCCCAGUGAAGAUUUUACCUCUGAAGUUCUGUGUGACGGCUGAUAAUGAAGAUGAUGAUGGUGAUGAACCUUCUGCUUGA